Molecule: messenger RNA, 1158 nt
Organism: Schistosoma intercalatum
Lineage: Eukaryota; Metazoa; Platyhelminthes; Trematoda; Strigeidida; Schistosomatidae
Source: the annotation of a GenBank genome assembly
AUGAACUUGCGCGGUGUGUCAAGGCUGUUUAAAGUUCAUGCCUUGGUAGUUAUUGAAAGGACUCUGCUAAAUCGUCGAUUGUUUGUGUUAUUUUCAUUAUUCAGUAGUUUAUCACUUCUGAUUUUUAUCUUUUAUGCUAAUAAAUGGUUUCUAAAUUAUCAUUAUACAAAUUAUUUUAUGUUGGCAAAACAGUUCUCGAAAACAGAUAAUUAUUCAUUCAUCAAUAACAACAAUGCUCAUGGUACGGACAGUAAUAUCAAGCCAUAUCCUGUUGUUGUCUACAACAGAAUCCCUAAAACAGGUAGCACAUCUUUAAUAAACUUAGUCUAUCAAUUAAUUGAAGAGAAUUGCAGUCAUACACAUGUGAUACACUUGAACAUUUCUUCAAAUAAACAUUAUUUAAAUCGUGUAAAUGAAUUAUAUCUUAUAGAUAAUUUGACACAUUGGACCAGUAUGCAUCCACUGAUUAUACAUGGGCAUUUCGCUUAUAUAAAUUUUAUCAAAUAUGGAUCAUUGUUUAACCCAAUAUAUAUUAAUAUGAUAAGAAAUCCACUAGACAGAUUAGUGUCUUAUUAUUACUUUCUACGAUAUGGUGAUGAUUAUAGACCAUAUCUGAUACGUAAACGUAUGUUUGAUAUUGUGACUCGCAACCAAACAUUUGAUGAAUGUGUUCUUGUAAAUGGUAGUGAUUGUAGUCCACAACUUCUAUGGGUCCAAGUACCGUUUUUCUGCGGACAAGCAGCGUAUUGCAGAAUCCCUGGUAAUCCAGUUGCUGUAGAAACUGCUAAACGUCGUGUGAUUGAAGAUUAUCUUAUUGUUGGCCUGACAGAAGAAUUUGAUAAAUUUGUCGACUUGCUAGAAAUACUUUUACCAUCAUUCUUUACCGGUGCUCAUAAUCUAAUAUCUCGUUCAAAGGAUAAAUGGCAUCUAAGACGCACAAAUUAUAAAUUGCCAAUUAGUAAAGCAACAACUAAAAUAUAUCAAGACAAUCCGAUUUGGCAAGCUGAACAAGAGUUUUACAACUUUGUUCGUACAGAAUUUCAUACAAUACUCAGUGCUCUCCAAGGACAGUUUUCACACCAACCACUUUCAAAAUUUUCUGCAUUGUAUAAAGAAAAAAUUAAUUUUGAUAAAAUUCGCCCAAAAUUUGGCGCUUAA